GCUUGCGGAACUGCACUUUGCCAAAGCCGCCAAGAGAUACCAUCAUGUCUCCUUGACUUCACUGAUUAAUAUGUUAGACCCUGCUCACUUCGGCACUCUGGUUCCCUAUUAGAACUUAUAGCUUGGUUACCACUCUUUUAUCUUUAUUUUUCGAAGGAUAAAUACCCUUGAUACUCUUAAGCACUUCAUACCUGGUUGGUAGAAGAGACGAGGGAUUAGCUCGCAGGACCAAAAGAUGGACGAUACCUCGGAGUCGACCGACACGGCCAUGCAAGAACAUCACAUUGUUAAGGCAGAUGAGGUCGACCAAACAGGAACCGAUAUCUCGCCUGUUCCAGACGAUCAGCUGAUGGAAGAGGUUGCUGAAAGUCUACGGCAGGAGCGAGCCUCGAAGGGCACGUCUUCUAUCCCUAGUGAACUGCCCCCAGAGACUGGAAAACGACGACCAGAUUUACGCCGGGAUGCCGCAGCCCCACCACCGCCUCUACAGCCUCCGCCUCCGGCUCCGGUGCAGCAGAAUCUGGAGAGGCCCCCAGACUCCUUAAGUCUUGCACAGCUCAGGCAACUUGUACAGGAGAUGCCUAGGGUUGAGCAGCCUGCUUAUGCAUUUGAAUAUGCUGAUUCCCAGCCAUUUGUGGAAGAAAUUGAAGAAUGGUUUCAAUAUAGCGAGUUUGAUAGAGCCAUGCUAAUGGGCAUGAAAUCAUCGUUCGCCAAAAAGUGGGCUUCUUUCACCGAGGGCCAGAAUGCUGACGCCUCGCAGACAUCAUGGAUACAUACCACUGAUGAUCGGCGAAAGGCAUUCAUGAGCCAUAUUAUCAAUGGUCUACGAGAGCGUGAACCCUUAGUACGCCUCGAAGCUCUGGAAGUGAUUUGUUACAUCGUGACAGGAGUAUGGGGUAUCACUGCUGGACGAGCUGUAGAUGACUAUCCUGAAGAUCCGUCUCCCAAGGAAGCUGCAGAAGCCCCGAAAUCUAAGUCAUUACAAAUCAAAUGGAUGGAGAACAAUGCCACUCUGGUUCUUGAAAGCUCUGGCCUGGGGCCAUUGCUCGAGUGCCUAUGCCGUGUUUUUGAUAGAAACCGCACAUCUUCUAGUACCGAGCCUACUAGCGUUUUUACUGAAAACACGAGCCCGGUAUCCCUCGCUGUCAUGGAGCGCGAGGCAAAUCUAGUACUUACGGCUUUCUACGUGAUCGUGGAAGUCAGUAGGAAACAGGAGGCCCGCGAUCCACAGCACACGCCGUUAAGGGAUGCUCUAGUAGAAUUGAAGCCAAAUUUGCUAGUAUUCUUGGUUGAGAUUAUCGCACGCUUGCGGUGGGAUGAUUCUGCCAACAUUCCGCUUACGAGAAUAAUCCUUUUGUUUUGGAAGUCUUUACUCCUCUUCUUUGGCGGCAGUGAGGAUUUAAAGAGGGCCAAGGAAGAAUUGGAACCAUCAUUCAAGGAGAGAGAGGACGAUACUUCUCGGAGGACGCCUUUCUUGACUGCAUCCCCCCUCGAUUAUCACAUCUUUCGCCAAGAGAUUACUUCUAAAUACCCGGCUUAUAAUCCACCACCACCUGUAGUUCCUCUGGAACUAGAGAACAAUUCGAUUCUCCCACCUCUUCCCCAACAUCCCAGCAGAGCAACUUCGUCUAAUGGCCUCUUUUCUGGGGUCGGACCUUCUGUCGCGGGUGGGAACGGCUCGAUCCUCCACCAGUCGGUCCAUAUUGCAACACCAGCACCUUCUCCUCCUCCGUCACCAAUCGGACCAGGGGGUAAGGCAGGCAAGAAGCAAAACUAUCAGACGAACCAGAACUUCCCCUUUAUGUAUCCACCUCUAGAUGUUUCCAGCAACGAUCUCGGUGGGAAGGGAACAACUGAGCUUCAAGACGUUCUUGUAGGAAAGAGGUGGGAAGGAAGUGACGUACCAGCUUCAAUCAUUGAGGCCGGAAAGCUCUUCUCAACACAUGUUAAGAUGACGAGAGCGAUGAAACAACUUUGGGAAGAGCGAGAACGGUUCAUGAAGUAUGAUCGUGGCUGGUACCUGGAUGAUAACGGGACCGCAUGCGACGAAGAUAUUCCCAAUGAACUAGUAGAAGACUUCCAGGACUUAGGUUUGAAGCAGGGGAAGAAGGGUCCCUCUGAGCGGUCUACCGGGAAGGAAACCGAUGACAAAGAUAUCCAACGACGAUUAGAUGCCGUUGAAUCAUUCUACACACAAACUCUUGUGCAUUUGCAGUCUAUUACCAUUGUAUUCUUGAAGAUAAUCCUGACGAAUGUCAGUGCUAUGGUGAACCAGGCACAAGGCGGCCAAGGAAUGAGUGAUGGCUAUUGCGUGAAUGGAUCCGGGCCUGGGCAUGGGACGGUGUCUGAGGAUUUGAACUCUGAUGCUGCUAUCGAGGAGCUUGACAACAUUCGACUUCGAGAAAUUACUGGAAAAGCUAUUUCAGGGUCUCUGUUACUUCUAGUAAAGUGGUUCAAGAGAUCUCACAUAUUGAAGUUCGAGUACAUGACGCAGCUGUUACUCGAUUCGAACUAUUUGCCAUUGAUAUUGAAGAUGUUCGCCCACCAAGAUGUUGAUCAAGCAGUGGCACAGAAGUUUGACCGCAAAGAGCUAGGCUUCUUUUGUUUCUGUCGUCUUCAGUCGGAUCAGCCGCUAGGACCGUCCCUUUCAGAUGAUGAUUCAAGCGGGGAUGAGGCUGUGCCUCCUCCAAUUUCUCGGCAUCGGCCGGAAAUGGCUGUAGGAAACAUUUCGGUGCGAAGGCUGUCACCCGAGGACGCCUUUUCCGAAUUCCUAGACGAACCAGAGCCCCCUCGUCCUGAGGUGGACGAGCUGGGGUAUCCUACAGCACCCCCGCCCAAGGAGCCAAUAAAGGUGUUUUCAUUCCGCAAUUUCUUCUCGGCGAUCAAUUACUUGCACAUCAUGCAGAAGAUUACCCGUGACAAAGCCCACAGGUGUCUAUUACUGGUGCAAUACAAAUCCAGCACUAUCCUUCGAAAAGGUCUCAAAAUCCCGGAUCCUCAUCUACGCUUCUACACCCUCAAGCUUUUCAAAUCACAGGUCCCUUACUGUGGCCGUAAAUGGCGCCAAAGCAACAUGCGUGUGAUCACCGCCAUUUACCUCUACUGCCGCCCUGAGCUGCGGGAUGACUGGCUGGCCGGAUCAGACAUAGAUGCAGAGGUAGAAGAAGCCUUGCCGCUCGAGCAAGCGCUCCGCGGCCUGACACACUGGUGGCACCUGCGGCGUUAUAAAGAUGUAAUGGGCGGCGAGGAAGGUGCGUCCCUUAUGGAAGAGGAGCGUGACUUCUUUGUGCGAGAGCUUGAAGCAAUGGGCUGGGGAUUUGCAGGUGAGGAAAUACUCAAUGGCUCCGGCGAGGAACCCGAAAUGGCCGCUGCUGGUGGCCAAUUAGCAGAAGGGACUGAAUGGGACGGGGGCCCAUUACAGAUGGAGGGGUGGUGAGGCCAUUUCGCAUUGAGAGACUCUGUUUCGUCGCCGUAGAGUAUAAUGACAUUCAUGAAUGAGAAACAUAUACCCCAAUAGAGGUGAUGGUGCUGGCUUUCAUUUAUUUCGCCUCAA
Aspergillus alliaceus is the source of this 3553-nucleotide messenger RNA. Its product is annotated as FAR11/STRIP family protein. Bases 236 to 3436 code for a protein of 1066 amino acids. The transcript is spliced from 5 exons. Lineage: Eukaryota; Fungi; Ascomycota; Eurotiomycetes; Eurotiales; Aspergillaceae. Gene Ontology annotation, biological process: cytoskeleton organization. Gene Ontology annotation, cellular component: cytosol. The record is from RefSeq and is a predicted model, not a curated record.